ACUAAACCCUGGACUCGGUCCGCUGAUUUGGAAUGGGCGAUGCACCUAAUCAAUCGUUCAUAUCGGCAAAAGCGAGGUAUUGACUUAUUGUUUCUGCGUGUUAAUAUCUGGCAGUACUGGUGCAGGCCUGCCUCGUUAAAAGAGCACAACGCAUGAGUCUAAUAACCUAAAUGAUUCUAUCUUUCCUAUCCCACUGCAGGUCUUGGUUAGAGAAUGUCGGGAGGAAGUCGUUGUCGGAGAGAAGCCGCUCGUCUGUCAUGAUUGCUACCACCGGUAGUAGUGAGAUAGACCCCGACAACCACCUAUCCGACCUCACGGGAUUCGUAUCUAAGGAGUUGCCUCAUCCAAUAGCGCACGGUAGUUUCGGGGAUGUGUGGAAAUGCACCUACAUCGCAUCCAACCGUCCAGGCCUGGAGGUAGCAGUCAAAUCCAUAAGGAUCGAUGUCGCAGGUGACGAAUCCAGGGCCAGAGUUACUCAAAGACUCUUGGGCGAUUUUCGUGCACGCAAGCAACUGCAUCACGAAAAUCUUUUACCUCUGCUCGGUUUCAGUCACGAAUUUGGGCUACUUCCAGCGAUGGUUUCUCCCUGGAUACACAACGGCUCGCUCACUACACAUCUUGAACACCAUUUCACAGAAAUGACCAUCGAACAAAAGUUCCUAAUCUUGAGGCAAGUCGCUGCAGCCAUCAGCUACCUCCACUCGAAGGGCGUUAUUCACGGUGACCUUACCGCCAACAACAUUCUGAUAGAUUCGGACCACAAUGCCCAUGUAGCAGACCAUGGAAUUCUCCCAAUGUACUCUGAUCUCUCAGGUAUUUCAUACAUUAGAAGCAACAUGCGGUGGGCUGCACCAGAGCUCUUCGGGGUGCCCGAGAACGAAGAGUCAUCGACUCUACAGCCAGCCAGCGAUAUUUAUUCUUUCGGAUGUAUCAUGCUUCAGGUUAUGACAGGUCUACCACCCUAUGCAGAUGUGCAACACGAUUAUCAAGUCAUUGCCCUGAUACUCAAGGGUAGGAAGCCUACAAGACCAUCGAGUCCACACGACGCAGAUUCUUUCUGGGAUUUCAUCGAGAGAUGCUGGGGUGAUAUAGGACGUCGGCCCUCCGCCGUUGAUGUUCUGAACUUCCUAGGUUCAGAUCCUGGCACUGCGCUACAAACAGAGAGCUGUGUUAAGUCGCCAUCGUCGUCACCGUCUCAUAGUACUUUCCUUUUUCCCUCUUGUCACGUGGACUCAUAUAUAUACGCACCGUUUCGCCGUAUCAUACCUCAGUUGUUAUCCCUGACACUGAGGUAUGUCUUUUGGUCUCUCGUCGUUCUCGCCGCCUCUUACUGUAUCUCCCUAGCGUGCUUCACAUUCUAGGUAUUACAUAAUAUAAUCAAGUAGUUAUUCCUAAUAGUAACACUGAGCGUGCUUGCGACGCAUUCUAGCUUACAAUAAGCCUAUGUAUACUAGCG
Suillus discolor is the source of this 1456-nucleotide messenger RNA. RefSeq names its product kinase-like domain-containing protein. Bases 171 to 1361 code for a protein of 396 amino acids. Lineage: Eukaryota; Fungi; Basidiomycota; Agaricomycetes; Boletales; Suillaceae. The record is from RefSeq and is a predicted model, not a curated record. Gene Ontology annotation, molecular function: ATP binding; protein kinase activity. The transcript has 8 exons. Gene Ontology annotation, biological process: protein phosphorylation.